AUGCCAAAAAACAUUAUGCGGCAUCCGUUGAACAACAGAGUUCAAAAUGGUGUGAAGGAGUGCUACAAGCAAAGUUGCAGGCUUAGGGGCAUCGUCGAGGGCGUGCGAGGGGAAGCUUGGCUGUGUGAGCCAGGUGUUGACCCGAAGACAGGCGACAGAUCUGGACCUUACACGGCCCUGAGUUUUGCCAGUUUGGUUGAAUCAUUUUUCAGUGCGCUGGAGGAUGACCCAUCAAACCCAAACUUGCAGUGCACACUACACAGAGGAUUGGAGUGCCGGAUCAUCCACCACCGAGUCCCGCCCAGUGUGGCAAAGUACCUCAUCCAUCUCCACAAUAGGUUUCAUUCUGGAUCCAGCACAUCGUUUUGUGAGCUUGUCAAUCUGAUACCCGAUGUGGAGUCAGCUCUUCAGGCUUACAAGCUGCACGCCGGAAUCAAGUGGACACAGAAGGACUAUGAAACCAAGUGUUCUGAGUAUAUCCGCACCCACCCAGAGUUUGGAGAAACCUUUUCUUCGUGGGUGUUGUUUGAGUCAGCUCGUGGCUGCUACAAUGCGUUUGAGAAGAAGUGGCAAAUGCUGAGCGGUUCAACAGGUGUCAUUCAACAGCUUGGGGAGAGCGUUGACUUUCUGAAUCCUCGCAUUUGCAAUUCCUCGGUGCUGCAGUGCAUUUUGCAUGCCGUGAACUCUGUCACUGCUGCUCUCUAUGAUGGGGUUUCACAGGAUGACAUGAAGGUCCUGCUGCUGGAGGUACCUUUGCUUGAAGACAACGCUGAUGCCAACUGGGUGAUCGACUCAACAUCAAAGAAGACCAAGAUCAACAACGUGUUGACCCCAAUGAGUGGGAGUGUGGUAACCACCGGUGACGCCAAGAAGAAGAAGGCCAGUGGUAGUGCAAAAGCGAGGGGCAAGGCAAAAGCAAAAGCAAAAGCUCAAGCUGGUAACAACAAUACACCAGCGGUUCCCCAAUUGCCAGAUGAGGAUCACGUACAUGAGUCCACUGUGGCUUGCUCAGUGGGCGUGCGGCAGAAGUUGUGGCUGGAUGACAUGCUUGCGUGUGUCAACCACGUGUGCACCAGUGUGGCUACCAUGGGUGUGGAGGCUGUCCACAUCACGUCAUUGAAGGCUCAGUUGAUCAGAACCGCUCUCCUGUUUGCCAUCAAGGGUAGCAUCGUGCUUGAGACAGCCAAGGCUACACGGACUCAUCGAAAGUGGUCAACGUGCAGACCUGCUCUCAAGGAACACGCGAUGAUGUUGCUGAUCCAGGCCCGUUUUUUUAUGUUGCCAAACCUCUAA
Messenger RNA from Durusdinium trenchii, 1293 nucleotides. The record is from the annotation of a GenBank genome assembly. Lineage: Eukaryota; Dinophyceae; Suessiales; Symbiodiniaceae.